Molecule: messenger RNA, 369 nt
Organism: Lactuca saligna
Lineage: Eukaryota; Viridiplantae; Streptophyta; Magnoliopsida; Asterales; Asteraceae
Source: the annotation of a GenBank genome assembly
AUGGCGGCAUCACUGUUCACCUUCUCCUCCACUUCAAGAAGAGUCGUCCCAGCUCCAAACUCUCCUCCUCUUCCCAUAUACAUCAAAGCCACAAACGUCGUUUUCAACCCUGAUAUUCCAGAUGUUCAUCGAGAGUUCUUUCCGGAACAAGUAUGUGAGUUCUACUACAUUGCAACGAUUAAUGAUGAAAACAACGUCAUCUCCGAGACUAUUGGCCGUGGCAAACACUCAGUUUUUAUCACCGCUGACCUCCUCAGUGUUAUGCUCAGGUUACCAAUCUUUGAACCAUUCUCUGAGCUUCCACCUAUUGAACGCUAUCGACGCGUCUUUGAUCAACUAGGAUAUGAUCACUCAAAAGUUGGUACUUGA